AUGGCUCCUUUCUCAGGAGAUGGAGUGCUAUGGCUUUGUCUUGGUGUAUCUCUCUUCUUCGCUGUUCGUGGCAUCGUCUCGGAUCUUCGCCAAGUCGUUGAUCUGACUGAGAUCAAGCAUGUCGAGAAGGACGACAAGAUCAUUAGCGAAGGAACUGAGGAAGCCCUGAGGCUAGACACUCUUCUCAAGCUCUCUAAGAGCACGAGUUAUGACCUCCGAUCUUCGGCUUUGCGCAUAAUCUCAGCGAGAUCGACCUCAGGGGACACACGGAACCUAUUGUUGGAGGAUGUGGCAUCUCAAAGCAAGAUACGACAGACUCGAGCGCUCACGGCUCUCCACUUUCUUGUCACGAACCGAGCCCUCUCUCGAACUUCAGUUUGCGCACAACUACGAGACCUUCAAACUUACACCGCUCUGGUAGACUGUCUUUGCAAUUUAUUGAAGGAACACACCCAAGAAACAUCGACGACCAACUCCCCCAUAUUGCCCAAGACUCGGCCCAUCGGAGAACUGAAAGCUCUUCAGAUACUGAACAUCCUCCUGCCGGCAAAUAUUCCUAGCGCACUCGAAGCGGGGGUUGUCAGCCGAUGGCUGAGCAAGUAUCCAUUUCCCUGCGCCCUGGACGACACUCCAUCACGACGGGAAGAUGUGGUGCUUCUUAUGAAGACCUGGUGGGCGGAUGAUGCCGUGAUGAGUUCCAUCUUUGGGACUUUGGCCACACAUGCAGAUGGCAUCAAACAACUUCGAAAGCAUGGUCUCAUGGGCAGCAUGAUCGAGGAGGCGGACCACGAUGAUGAUGAUGAUGACGACGACGAUGCGGAUGGUGACGUUUGGAUGGUAGACGGGGAUGACACGGCUGGCUCAAUUCAGCAGGGUCCCUCGAGAAGGGUUCUAGAAGUCAAUUACCAGGAACAAGCACUGCGGCGUGUGCGGAGAGAAGCCAUGGUUCUUAGCGAAAGCGGCCGACCUUGGGGACAUGAGGACAUUAUCCAGCGCCCGAUUCAGGACGAUUCGGCUUGA
This is a messenger RNA of Penicillium daleae, 1020 nucleotides long. RefSeq lists its product as uncharacterized. The transcript has 5 exons. The coding region runs from base 1 to 1020 and encodes 339 amino acids. NCBI's taxonomy places the organism in Eukaryota, Fungi, Ascomycota, Eurotiomycetes, Eurotiales, Aspergillaceae. The record is from RefSeq and is a predicted model, not a curated record.